CUUCUCGAACAACAACAACAGUUUUCAAGACUUAUACAAAGCCUCCAUCAAAAGCAACAACAAGGUACAUUAAAUCAACAGCAAACAAAUGAGCUUAAGUUAUUAAUUAUGCAACAACAGCAAAAUCAAGCCCAAUUAAAUCAACUUGCGAAUCAACAAGCACAAACACAACCGCAAUCACAAAACCAAAACCAAAACCAAAUACAACCGCAACCACAAACACAAACCCAAACACAACCACAACAAACACAAACACAAACACAAACCCAACCCCAAUCACAAACCCAAAACCAAACCCAACCACAGCCACAAACUCAAACUCAAGCCCAAAUACAGGCCCAAACUCAAACACAAGCACAGGCCCAAACACAAAUAAACCAACAAUCAAAUCCUGGGUCUGUUGCACAACAACCUCAAACCCCACUACAAAAGGUUCAACUUAGUAUCCAAAUGGCAGUUAAUAAUAGGAAUAGUUUGCAACAAAAAUUAUUACUUUGUCAACAACAACUGCAACAGCAGCCACAAAAUCACAUUAUUAGCAAUACUAUUCAAAACAUUCAAAACAAUUUACUCCAAAUUCAAAACAAUUUGAGUAUAUUGUUCCAACAACAGCAACAAUUAACACAACAGCAAACAAACCAACAAACACAACAAACCCCAAAUCCACAACAACCAAAUACUUUACAAUUUGCACAAACCCAAUUUGUUCAACAACAACCUCAAGCUCAACAACAACCCCAACAGCCGCAACAAACACAACAAACACAACAGCCACAACAAACACAACAGCCACAACAGCCACAACAACCACAACAACCACAACAAACACAACAAACACAACAACCACAACAACCACAACAAACACAACAAACACAACCACAACAAUUUGUGCAACCACAAAAUAGAGAGCAACUAAUUCAACAUCUUAAUUUUUUAAAACAAACCAACAUUGAACAAUAUAAUAGCUAUUUUAGUAAAGUAAGACAGCAGCUCCAGCAUCAACCUCAACAUCAGCAACAAACCCAACAGAAUAAUAUCCCGCAACCAAAUACUUUACAAUUUGCACAAAAUCAAUUACAACAACAACCACAACCACAACAAAAUCAACCACAGGCUCAACAACAAUCACAACAACCACAGCAGCCACAAAACCAACAAUUUCAACAAAAUCCAUUACAACAAUAUCAACAACCAAUUCAAAAUCAAUUACAACAACCACAAAACCAACAAUUUCAGCAACAAUUUAUUCAACAACAGCCUCUACAACCUCAACAACAACAACAACAACAACAACAACAACAACAACAACAACAGCAACAGCAACAGCAACAGCAACAACCACAACAACAGCAACCACAACAACAGCAACCACAACAACAGCAACAACCUCAACAAAACGUUUUCCAAAAUCAACAAUUCUUUAAUCCUCAACAGUUACAACAGUUACAAUUUCAACAACAAAAUCAACAAUUCUUUAAUCCUCAACAGUUACAACAAUUCCAAAACCAACAACCACCACAUUAA
This is a messenger RNA of Dictyostelium purpureum, 1524 nucleotides long. RefSeq lists its product as uncharacterized. The transcript has a single exon. The annotation marks the transcript as partial. Lineage: Eukaryota; Evosea; Eumycetozoa; Dictyosteliales; Dictyosteliaceae. The record is from RefSeq and is a predicted model, not a curated record.